CAUAAGGGAACUAAUGGAAGGCAAGGUGGCUUCUGCUGAGCGCAAAAUGCCACCACGCAACUCUGCAGCAGAGAACGGCAAUGUUGCCCGCAACUAAGCGGCAUUAGACAGCAGUAGAACCAGGAAUAGCGGCAUACGAAGAGAGACGACAUUUUCGGCGCGCAGUAAACUCGACAGCCGCGGAAAAUGCUGCGGGAGGGCAGCGCGACGCGAGUCCAUGCGGACAGCGCGCAUUAGAGCGGUGCCAGCUCAUGGCCCGCAAGCGACAAAACCCGGCAGGAGACAGGUUUCCAUGCGACGGCACAUCUCAGCCCCUCCCUGUCUGUGGAUUCUGUCAACCAGUCGUGGGAAAUUCUUGGGGGACAUGUCACAUCCGCCGUUCUUGGUGUUUGGGGAAGGUUUCCGCCAGCUGACCGCUUUCGAGUUGCUGGCCAUUGCAAACACUAAGAUUCAAGGGAUCGUGCAGGCGGUUGGGUGCACAAUCCAUAGACAUGGGCGAGGGGGGCUUGGCAUCAUGUGUGUCAUGGGGCCACUCUCGUGGCUCAUGGCGUUAGGCAGUUGGAUAGGUUGCAUCUGUUUGUACUGACUCUACCGUGUAGACUUCGCUGCCAGGGCAGGGCAGGCAAUGUGUGUGGCUAAUGGGAACUCUCGGCAGUUUCAUGCGUCCCUUUUUUAGGGGUUCUAGUCGAGGAUGCAUCUGUGCAUGGUGGUGCUGCUAGCUCAUGGUUGGUGGGCCUCUAGAACAUGACAAAAACGGAUCAACAUCAUUCUGCAUGCUGUUUCCAUGUUUCCGGUAUGGUAUAUGAUUGUUUAUAAAUAGCAGCUAAUAUC
Messenger RNA from Closterium sp. NIES-67, 831 nucleotides. Lineage: Eukaryota; Viridiplantae; Streptophyta; Zygnematophyceae; Desmidiales; Closteriaceae. The record is from the annotation of a GenBank genome assembly.